AUGUCCCAAUCGCAAUCAGCUACACCUCGUCCAUCCGGUUCAGCCUCAGCCUCGGCUUCAGGAUCAGGUAGUCGAAAUAGCACUUCGAUAUCUAUUCCUGCUACCGCAGCUGCAGGUGGUAUAACAGUCACUCAACCUCCCUCGACGGCUAGUGCUAGUUAUUAUAAGAUUGCGAAGGAUAGUUGGAUUACUUUUGGUUGGAACAUGACUAGUUUAUAUGCCACACCCACAUCCCUUACCGUCGUUGCCUCCUGCUCAGCGAACGGGAAUGUCUACCCCGUUGGACCCAACCCCACACCAUCAGGUAAUGCCUCCGCGAACGUCUUUCCAGGAAAUACAACUCAGGUAGUAUGGAAUCCGUACGACUGGGAGCAAAUCCCAGGUCAAGUACCCUUCGCAGAGGCCACGUACGUUUUGAAGAUAUAUGAUGAGAGGGGGGAUGGGUCGGCCGUGAAGGGGGGUUAUCUUAGUCCGUAUGCUGGUACGAACUUCAUGAUGUAUCGACCUGGCGGGUAUACAAGCUUGUCUGACGGCUGGACCUGCUCGACAUGUUCAAGUGCAUUUGAGACUUUCUCUCAACCUGCUCAUUUGGCGAUGUUCACUAGUCUUUUGAUUACUCUCGUGACCGCGUGGGGUAUCUUAAGGAGGUAA
This is a messenger RNA of Kwoniella botswanensis, 651 nucleotides long. RefSeq lists its product as uncharacterized. The coding region runs from base 1 to 651 and encodes 216 amino acids. The record is from RefSeq and is a predicted model, not a curated record. NCBI's taxonomy places the organism in Eukaryota, Fungi, Basidiomycota, Tremellomycetes, Tremellales, Cryptococcaceae. The transcript is spliced from 3 exons.